Messenger RNA from Galleria mellonella (greater wax moth), 2083 nucleotides. RefSeq names its product facilitated trehalose transporter Tret1-like. The coding region runs from base 385 to 1893 and encodes 502 amino acids. NCBI's taxonomy places the organism in Eukaryota, Metazoa, Arthropoda, Insecta, Lepidoptera, Pyralidae. The transcript is spliced from 5 exons. Gene Ontology annotation, cellular component: membrane. Gene Ontology annotation, biological process: transmembrane transport. Gene Ontology annotation, molecular function: transmembrane transporter activity. The record is from RefSeq and is a predicted model, not a curated record.
AACUACAAAACCUCUAGCCAAAUAGUACUCGAGCGACAAGUCCGAAUUGUGUGAGAAGCAAUGAAGCUAUGAAUGAGUUUGGGGAAUUGUUACAUCGCAUACAGUCAAUGCAGGUAGCAAACGAAAACAAAAGGUAGAGGAUUGACGAGAGAACGGGCUACAGUCUAAAAACGGGGAAAGAAUCAAAUGAACGUGUAAGUACGAGGCAAGUAACUGUGAUAAGAAAUUGUCAGAUAUUCUUGCUUUGUUUAUUUUCCAAUGUGUGUAAAAAAACAAACGGACGUAACACUGUGGAACGUGUACAAAAUUUAAGACAGCGAUUAGUGAAAGUAGAUAAAUUAAAUAACAAUAAAAAAAAUCGAUCGAUAUUUUUAAGUUUUAUAUAUGCACAAAAACGCUAGUGAAAGAAUAAUGGGGAAAAGGGACAGCAGAUUCUCACCGUUCUUAAAACAGUGCUUUGUGACGGCAUCAGUAUGCUGCAAUAUAGUGGGCCACGGCUGCAUCCUCGGCUUCCCUGCAGUCCUGCUGCCCCAGCUCCACCAGCCGAAUAGUCUAAUACCGCUCUCUAAGUCCGCCGAGUCAUGGAUAGCCUCUAUAAUUGGUGUGACACUGCUAGUGGGAGGUUUUGUGACCCCGCCGAUCAUGUCACGGUACGGCCGCAAGAUCGCUCAUAUAGCUCUCACCAUACCAGCCCUUGUUGGAUGGUUUGUUAGCAUCUGCGCCACUACUUUUGAGGUGCUCUUCAUUGGCAGAAUAUUGCAAGGUCUAUCAUUUGGUAUGCUCAGUCCACUACGGUCCGUACUUAUUGGGGAGUACGCCAGUCCAAAAAACAGAGGAGCUUUCCUCACCAUGGUCUCCCUGGCCCAAGCCUUUGGGAUAUUCUUCGUUCACCUGGUGGGGUCUAUUCUCAGCUGGCAAAAAACUGCGGUCAUCUGUGUGUUCUUCCCAUUCUUCAGUUUGAUCAUGACAAUUUAUUCACCAGAAUCUCCAAGUUGGCUAGCAUCUCAAGGCAAAUAUGACAAAUGUAGAAAAGUUUUCCGAUGGCUGAGAGGUGACGAGGAAGAACAAGAGUUAGAACAAAUGAUAUGUGUACAAAUACAAAAUACGAAAGCUAAAACGGAGAAAGAAAUAAAGAAGCAGAAUUACAUCGAGGAGUCGAUAGCUACAGUGAGAAAGAGAGAAUUUUACGUCCCAAUAAUCAUAAUGUUACAUGCCUUUUGUAUGAUCCACUUCUCAGGUGGAACCACAAUGGCCUCGUACUCCACAAAGAUAAUAGGUUUAAUAAUGGGGCCGGAAGCAAACGCUCACUUUUGGAUGAUUCAAUUGGAUACACAAAGGUUAAUUUUGAACACUGUCGCUGUGUACGUAAUAAAUAAAGUAAGGAGACGAACAAUGCUGUUCUCAGUUGGAAGUUUGUCAGUGGUUGCACAUUUGGCCAUUGCUGCUUACGUAUACUUGAAGACUGAGAAUCUUCUCCCAUAUGACUCUCAAUGGAUACCUGUUCUAUUGAUUAAUAUUCAAAUUGCCGCUGUCGCUUUGGGUAUGGUGCCUUUACCGAGCGUGAUAGCUGGUGAGGUGAUCCCGUUGCAAUAUAAGAGCAUAAGUGGCACAGUUAGUAACUGGUCACUGGCUGGAUUUUUGUUUUUUGCAUUAAAAACAUUCUCGUCGUUAAUCGAGAGUGUAGGUAUACAAGGAACUUACGUUAUAUACGCUGCAGUUAUUGCUUAUAAUUUGAUCAUAAUGUGGUUCCUGUUGCCUGAGACUAAAGGAAAGACAUUACAGAGAAUAGAAGAGGAAUUAAGAGGUAGACCUUUAAUUCAAGAAGAGGUAAGAAGUAAAAAAUCAUUAGAGGACCUAACAGAUAUUAAAGUAAAAGAGUCUCUAGAGAGCUAGUAGAUAGGUAGUCCCUAAUUAAUAAAGUGAAACAUGAUAUAUUGAUUUACGUCAUGUACAUUAAAUUUAUUUAGAUUAUAUGAGUUUAAUUGUGAGAAAAUCAUGACAAAAUGUAUAAGUAUAGGUACAAAGCAGUGAUAUUUGCAAUAAGAUUUUUAAUAUUGUAAAUGUAUCCUUAAUUGUGAUAUGA